Messenger RNA from Setaria italica (foxtail millet), 2449 nucleotides. RefSeq names its product TPR repeat-containing thioredoxin TTL1. The record is from RefSeq and is a predicted model, not a curated record. Lineage: Eukaryota; Viridiplantae; Streptophyta; Magnoliopsida; Poales; Poaceae. Gene Ontology annotation, cellular component: cytoplasm. Gene Ontology annotation, molecular function: protein binding. The transcript has 7 exons. The coding region runs from base 1 to 2034 and encodes 677 amino acids.
AUGUCCCACCGCCCGCCGGCGCCAAUGCCGGACACCCUCUCCGACGCCUUCGCCGCCGCCGUGCUCCUCUCCUCCACCGACAAGCCCGACACGCUCCCGCCGGGCCGCCUCUCGCCCGUCUCCCCGCUCCCGUACUCCUCCUCCAAGCACCCCACCCCGAGCUCCUCCUCGGGCUCCUCCGGCUCCGUCUCCCGCGCCCCGCCCGCCCAUGCCUCCGGCCUCGCCUCGCGGAGGAGCCACUCCGGCGAGAUCCCGCUCCCCUCCGACGCGCCCCCGCGCGGGGCCGCGCGCCCGGGCCACCGACGCACCGGCUCCGGCCCGCUCAUCUUCACCUCCGGCGCCAGCGCCUGCUCCAGCUCCGCCACCUCGCCGCUCACCAACGCGCUCCCGGCGGGGAACAUCUGCCCCUCCGGCCGCAUCGCCAAGCCGCUCCCCUCCUGCUCCGCGGCCACCCCGCCGCCCCCGCCCCCGCCGCGGGCGUCCCGCCACGACGUGCUCGGCUCGGGCACCGCCAACUACGGCCACGGGAGCAUCGUCCGCUCGCGCAGCGGCGGCGCCGCGCCGGCAUCCGAGGACGACGCCAUGGUCAGGCGGGCCAUGGCGGCCGCCGACCCCGAGGAGGUCAAGAGGGCCGGCAACGAGCAGUACCGGAAGGGGUGCUUCGAGGAGGCCCUCAAGCUCUACGACCGCGCGCUCGCACUCUGCCCCGACAAUGCCGCGUGCAGGGGCAACCGCGCCGCCGCGCUCAUUGGGCUCCGCCGCCUCGGGGACGCCGUCAAGGAGUGCGAGGAGGCGCUCCGGAUUGAUCCGUCGUACGGCCGCGCGCACCACCGCCUCGCCUCCCUGCACAUAAGGCUAGGACACAUUGAAGACGCUCUGAAGCACCUAUCCCUUGCAGCCCCACAGCCUGACCUCCUAGAGUUGCACAAAUUGCAAACAGUGGAGAAGCACUUGGGGAGAUGUCUGGAUGCACGUAAGGCUGGGGACUGGAAAAGUGCCCUAAGAGAAAGUGAUGCCGCUAUUGCGGCUGGAGCUGAUUCCUCUGCUCUGCUCUUGGCUACUAGAGCAGAAGCCCUUCUGCGGCUCAACCUACUCGAUGAGGCUGAUCUGGCUAUCGCUAGUGCCUCCAAAUUGGAUUAUUCAUCUUCAUCCUCCUCAGACACUAAAUUUUGUGGGUUCCUCGCCAACGCUUACCUCUUCUAUGUACAUGCCCAAGUUGACAUGGCAUUGGGAAGGUUUGACCAUGCUGUCUCCUCCAUAGAUAAGGCAAGGAUAAUAGAUCCAGGAAACAGUGAAGUGGUAGCUAUGCAUAACAAAGUAAAAUCUGUGGCUAGAGCACGAUCUCUAGGGAACGAGCUCUUCAAUUCUGGAAAAUUUUCAGAAGCUUGCCUUGCUUAUGGUGAAGGGCUCAAACAACACCCUGUGAAUAAAGUCCUGUACUGUAAUAGAGCAGCUUGUAGGUUUAAGCUUGGGCAGUGGGAGAAGUCAAUUGAGGACUGCAAUGAAGCUCUCAAGAUUCAUCCCAAUUAUACCAAGGCUUUGCUCAGGCGGGCAGCAUCGUACGGCAAGAUGGAGCAAUGGGCAGAAUCUGUGAAGGAUUAUGAGGUUCUCAGAAAGGAACUUCCAAAUGAUACGGAGGUUGCUGAGGCCUAUUUCCACGCCCAGGUUGCUCUCAAGUCAUCUCGUGGUGAGGAGGUAUCCAACAUGAAGUUUGGAGGAGAGGUUGAAGCAAUUACAGGAAUGGAACAGUUCCAAAUGGCUACAUCUUUGCCAGGUGUUUCAGUCGUCCAUUUCAUGACACCUUCAAAUCAGCAGUGCUGCAAGAUUUCCCCAUUUGUGAACACACUGUGCACCAGAUACCCAUCUGUUAAUUUCCUCAAGGUCGAUGUGAACGAGAGCCCUGCUGUUGCACGUGCCGAAAACGUGAGGACAAUUCCAACAUUCAAAAUCUACAAAAAUGGUAUGAGAGUGAAAGAGAUGAUCUGCCCCAGCCAACAGCUGCUGGAAUACUCAGUGAGGCAUUAUGGGAUUUAGGCCAUGAAGCCGAUGAUUUGAUGUUUCCUUCUGCCUCCAGCUUACCUGGAGCAAGCGCAGGCUUAGCUGGAGCAGAGCCAGUGAAUACUGAAGUUCAUCUUGAUGAGCGCAAGCAUGAAAAAGCAAAGAGCAACUUUCCCCGACAUUUUCCACCCCACACCCCUUACAUUUCCACCCUUUUCUCCAUUUGUUGAUUACCUACUCAAUUUAUUCAUUUAAUCUGUCUCGUCCGUACAUCAUUGUUGCAAAAUUCCUUAGAACAAAAACACCAUCUCCUGAUUCAUGUGAAGAACGACUGUAAAUUUUUACUUCCAUGUUUACCAGACAACCAAGGAAAGAAAGGUAUAGAUUGCAUUUUGUACUCUCUAAAUUCAGUCAUGCAAUAUGGAAGUAUAGGGACCCAUUGUCUUUAACA